Babjeviella inositovora NRRL Y-12698 is the source of this 1494-nucleotide messenger RNA. RefSeq lists its product as uncharacterized. The record is from RefSeq and is a predicted model, not a curated record. NCBI's taxonomy places the organism in Eukaryota, Fungi, Ascomycota, Pichiomycetes, Serinales. The transcript has a single exon. The coding region runs from base 66 to 1016 and encodes 316 amino acids.
CUCGAGGGAAGGUAGAGACGCCAAAGGUGCAACAUUAUCUACAUUUCUCUCGUCCAUUACACACCAUGGUGCUACAUAAUUCCAAAUGGGACCGAAAGGCCACGCGCAAAUACCAGGUAAAGCACGGUAUCAAACCCAACCAUGCCAGACCAGUGUUGGAGGCUUCUGAUACAGAUUCAUCUGAUUCGGAGCGGAGAACGGGCGAAACUACGGGCCAAUCACAACCAAAGGAAGACAAAAGUGGGUGUACUGAAUCUCCAAAAGUGGGAGAAACGUCGGAAACUGGUGAAGGUGACAGUGAGGAAAUCAGUGAGGAUGAUGGGACCGGUGGGUAUACAUCGAGAUGGAGAAGGAAGAAGUUAGGCUCUAACGCAUGGAGGUUUAAUGACCUUAUCCCAGCGCUAGAAGACGAGCAAGACCUCAGCGAGAUUGAUCAUAAAACGGUGAAGCAGUUCACCUUGGAAGCUAAAGCGCCUAAGAGUUUCAACAAGAUUAGGACUUCCGAUCUCACUGGCUUUGUUCUAGGGGAAUCCAAUCCACAGAUGAACAAUGAAUCACUUUCUGGAAAACCCUCCAAUCAUAUCAGACAGUUAACAGAGAAAGAGAAGACAGAUUUCCUUGAAAUGCAAGAGAGAUCAGAAAGGCUUCGAAUCCAUCAUAAUAUCCAAGAUAAGUUUGGAGGCCGUAUCCGCGAUAACCAAAAAGGAACUACCAAGACCUUGGACAUUGGAAAUGCUGACCAUUCGGCUUCCAUCGAGACCAAGCUAUUGAUGUCGCGCAACAAUACUUCAACGAACCUGCAAUCCUUAACGAGCGACUUGGAAUUGCUCUUGGGCUCCAAAAUCUCACUCCAGGAUGAGGCGACUCCUACCCAGUCGUUUAUUAUCCCUGUCACCAGCGGGUCUCACAGAAAUUCUGUCCAACCAGUAAUAAGAGAAGCGGUGUUGGAACCUUCAAACACGCAGCGCCGCCGGGAAGCUCCUUCAGACGACUUUUUGGAUGAUAUAUUAGGAUAGCUAAAAAAAGAUCAGCAUUUCCAUAGCGGGGUUUAAAUUUAAUUCCGCGAUCUCUCAGUUCGCAACGCACAGUGAAGCUUGGUUACAACUAGAGUUUAGGUUGAUUAGUUUCUACCCCUAUCGUCGAAGUUGUAAUUGCAUUUCUGGCCCUCUCUGGCUUAAUCUUUAUUCUGACAGCUGUUUUCUACGGUGCAAUAAAUGACCCGUACCACUAUACCUCGAAGCCCCUUAAAAAGGCAGCGGAACGACAAGCACUUGUAUACAUGGGCCGCAUUGUGAGCCGUGCAUAAUUUAACCUCAUAGCUUACAUCUAGAGUCAUCUAUGUAGAGGCAUAAUCGGAAGAGUAAAGAGCAAGGAGGAAGGGUGAAAUCACCAAGAUGAGGUUACUCCUACAUUUCACGUAUAUUCACCCCUCAAACCCGAUCUUUCAAACGCCCAAAGAGCAUUCAAUCUAUCGAAUGGGUAGCCCUACAAGCG